AUGCCAGGCAUCUCCAAGAAGCCCUCAUCCUCGAACCACCACACGGGCAGCCCGCACAGCUCGCCUAACAAAAAGACGGUGCGCCUCGCCGAGAAUCCGCACGUCUCUGCCUUCCUCUCGCCCAAAUCGCGAAUCUUUACGGGCGGUCAUGGUUACCCCGGUGUGCCCACCCGCGGCGCGGGACCCGCCUCUUCUGCUGCUGCUGGUGCCUACAGUGCUUCUGCUUUGCCCGAAGCUUUUUCCAUUUCUGGGAAACAGCUGACCCCGGACGAAGUCGCUCAAAAGAUCGCAUCCAUGCUCAAACCAGGCCCGCCCUUCUUCAGUCGCGUCUCGAACGCCGACUUGAUCGACUUUAUCUCGGACAGCUCUAUCAUGAACUGCGACAAGCUUCGCGCGCAGGCUGCAGCUCUGGAGGCCAAGAAGCAUGCCAGUCGUGCUGCCACCGCCUUUGUCCCCUCGGGCACUGUGGUGCGUCGUCGAGCCGAGGAAGAACGCUGGACGGGCGUGGGGACCGUCUGGUCGUCCCUCGAGGGUUUGCCCGCCGGUGCUUCCUGGGGUCGCAUCCCAGGUCAGAACGGUUCCACGCUCUCGAUCAAGUCUACCAGCAGCGCCAGCAGCAGUGCAAACGGCUUGGAAGACGAUGGCCUUUGGAACGCCAUCACACUCUCUUGCGAUAUCGACUGUACCAGCGUCGAGCUCGCAAAAAGCGUCGUGGUGCCUACGCAGGUGCUGCAGAACCACAACUUUUUCAAUGGAAAUGCUCAGAGUCUGUUUGACGAUAUCGGAGCGGGCGUCAAGUACAAGUUCGACAACCUGGUCGGCAAGGCGUCGGGAGGGAGCGGGUUGCGUCACAAGGCGUCGUCGGCGGCCCUGGGCUCGAGCGCAAGCAAGCUUGUGCCCAACUACCUCUCGCUGUCGGCCUACACGGACCCUAACAGCGCUGCGUUCGGUACCAACUCAUUCGAGCUCAAGUGGCCCAGCUGGAUGCCAUGGGUACACAAGAAGUCAUCGUCUUCCACUCCCGCUACGGACGGUACGCCUGCUACGGACGGCAACACUUCGACUGGCGGCCAAAAACGAGUCUGGGUGCCCAGUUCGACCAAAGUCUCGAUCCACGCCUCGUGGUGGGGGUACAACAUCUACUUGCCGCAAGCCGUGCUCGACUCGAUGGAUGGCGACGUCGACGAAGCCGAAAAGAUCGCCAAUUUGAUCAACAAGUGUUUGACAUACAUCUUGAACAACGUCCCUGCAGGACUACCUGCUUCGUUUGCUGCCGUGGUUACCAUCCUUAAGGCCAUCGCUCCCACUACAGGAUACAUCAGUACGUUUAUCGGAUGGAGUUGGGAUACCAUCAAGAGCUUCAACAAUGGUCAAGGUGUCGUGCUGAGCGCCACUUGGAUUUUGCCCGUGGCGUUGAUCCCGAGAGCUUGGGAUGCUCCGGCAAGCCCUUCGACCAGCACCCCUGCAACUCCCACUGCUCCGACGACCGGUGGAAUGGGUUCGACGGUGACUACGCCUUCGACUGGUACGCCUUCGACCACGACUCCAUCCACGACGACUCCUUCGACCGGCACUCCUUCCACGACCACCCCUGUCGCAACUUCGCCCUCAACUAGCACCACAACGGGAGCAACCGCAGCAGCAGCUCGCUUCUACGCCCGAGACACUACCACUACCGAUCCCGAAAACACGCCACUCCCAAGCAAAGACACGCCGGCGGUCGCCGCUCCCGGAGCAACCCUCCCGCCCGCCAACCCUUCCACCGUUGAAAUCGACCUAAGCGCUCCCCCCUCGAACGACACCUCGAACGCUCAAUACCCCGGCGACGCCAGAGGUCGUGGAGGAGACCAGUCCACCUCCGCUCCCAUGGGCACCACUCCUGCCCCUGCCAACCAAACGCCCAUCGACGCCGAAUCUUGA
Messenger RNA from Sporisorium graminicola, 1920 nucleotides. RefSeq lists its product as uncharacterized. The coding region runs from base 1 to 1920 and encodes 639 amino acids. Lineage: Eukaryota; Fungi; Basidiomycota; Ustilaginomycetes; Ustilaginales; Ustilaginaceae. The record is from RefSeq and is a predicted model, not a curated record. The transcript has a single exon.